This is a messenger RNA of Owenia fusiformis, 2675 nucleotides long. Lineage: Eukaryota; Metazoa; Annelida; Polychaeta; Sabellida; Oweniidae. The record is from the annotation of a GenBank genome assembly.
AGACAUAGUUUCAGCAGAACAGACUAGCAAGAUGGAAGAACUAAAGAAAGAUGAACGCUUUUGUCACAUAGCUAAAGAUCCUCGCUAUUGGAAGAUGAAAAAGCAAGAAAGGAAAGUUAAAAUUGACAAAAGAUUUAAUGCUAUGUUUGAGGACAAAAGAUUCAAGUUAAAGUACAGUGUUGAUAAGAGAGGUAGACCAGUCAAUACAACUAGUAAUGAAAACCUGAAAAAGUUUUAUGAACUUUCUGACUCUGAUGUUUCCGAUGACAAUGACGAGGAGACUGAAAAUGAUGAAAUUAAGAAAAGUAAAAAUAAAAAGGAGAGUAAAAUGGACAAAAAUGUGAAAAAUAAGUUACAAUUGGAUAACAAAACUAGUAACGUAAAACAAUCAAAUAAAGACACCUCAAAGCAUAAAGACAACAGAAGCAGUAAAACAAAUAUAAACACUUUAAAGCUUAAAGAAAAUAGAACCACUCAUAAACAUAAUGCAAUUAAAGAAACAGAAGAUCCAGAAUCUGAUGAGGAUGGUGAUGAUGAGGAGGAUCUGGAGGAAGACAUUGAUGAAUCAGAUGUUGAAGAAAAUGAUACAAAUAAAAGAAAUGAAAUAUUAAAUGGACGCAGUAAGCGCCCUAUAAAUGUGGAUGCUGAUCAGGAAGAUUCAGAUGAAGAGGGUUCAGAGAGUGAGGGUUCAGGUAGUGAGCAGUUGGAGAGUGAGGGUUUAGGCAAUGAGGGUUCAGGGAGUGAAGGUUCAGACAGUGAAGAAUCAAGCAGUGAGACUGAUAAUGUGGAUCUUGCAAGAGGAGCUGGGAAUAUUCCAACCAGUGAUGAGGAAUCAAGUGGAGCUGACUCUGAUGAAAAUGAAGGUGUAGAUCCCAGGAUAGGUGCAGAGAGCAGCUCAGAGGACAGUGAAAGUGACCAAGAUGCUAAAGAUGAAGACUUUGAUCACAAAUGGGGAGAGUUGGACACUGAUGCCCGGGAGGCUGUGGAGAUCACUAAUCGUUUAGCUGUAUGCAACAUGGACUGGGAUAGGAUCAAAGCACAGGAUUUACUUGUACUAUUUAACUCUUUCAAGUCUGCUGGAGGUGUCAUUCUCUCUGUUAAGAUAUACCCAUCAGAGUUUGGUAAGGAACGUAUGGCACUAGAAGAGAAGCAAGGACCCACUGAGCUGGUGGAAGAGAAACUGGCCAGUGACGAGGAGGAGACUCCAGAGGGUGCUGAUUACCAUCGAGAGAAAUUACGUAAAUAUCAACUCCAGAGAUUAAAAUACUAUUAUGCAGUUGUGGAGUGCAACUCCCCAGAGACAGGCAAUCAGAUUUAUACAGAAUGUGAUGGGAUAGAAUAUGAGGCCAGCGCUACUAAAUUAGAUCUUAGGUUUAUUCCCAAUGACAUGACUUUUGAUGAUCCACCCUCAAGUGUAGCUAGUGAUAUGCCUGACCAGGCAACCUAUAAACCUUCAAUGUUCUUCACCACUGCACUCAACCAGUCUAAGGUGGCGCUAACCUGGGAUGAAACAGACCCUGAUCGCAAGCAGGUGCUCAAUAAAAAGUUCACUCCUGAUGAACUAGAAGAAAUGGAUGUGAAAGAUUAUCUAGCAUCUUCUGGAUCUGAUGAUGAUAAUCAAGGUGCAGAAUAUGAAGGUCUUGACAACGACGACUCUGACUCCGAGGAUGAGGCUGAGAAGAUGUCCAAGUACAAAGCACUCUUAGAGGGACUUGAGAAGAAGGACCCUGUUGAGGAUGACACUGAUGCUGGCAUGGAGAUUACAUGGGAACCAGGUUUGAAGGAGACUACAGAAGAUCUGGUGAAGAAGAAGUCUAAAGAGAACGAAGGACAGACACCUUGGGAGAAGUACCUUGAGAAAAAGAAAGAAAAGAACAUAAAGAAAAGAGAAGCUAAAGCAAAGGGGAAAAAGAAUGAGAGUGAAAAUGUGGAAACAAUUGUGGCCCCUGCUGGGAAGGAUGAUGCCGCUGCAUUCAGCGAUGAUGAAUUACCUGAAGGUGUUGACAUGAAUGACUCAUACUUCACUGAGGCUCUUAAUGAAGGCACAGCUGGACAACCAGCUGCAACCAAAGAUGGUAAGAGAAAGAAGUACAGGAAAGGCAAGAAACCCAAGGAUUCAGAUCUCAACCCUAAAGAUCAACAGGAACAGGCCGAGAUGUCUCUGUUGAUGAUGGAUGAGGAUGAUGGCAAGCAGCACUUUAACCUAAAGGACAUCAUGGCUGUUGAGAAGAAAACAAAAAAUAAGAAGAAAUUGAGAAAAUUGAAGGAAAAACUAAAAGCAGCUGAGGAGGAUACUUUUGAGUUGUCAGUUGAUGACCCACGGUUUUCCGCUGUGUACAAUUCCCAUUUGUACAACAUAGACCCCUCUGCACCAGAGUUCAAGAAAACAAAAGCCAUGGACACUAUAGUAAAGGAAAAAUUCAAACGUAAGGAAGAGGGCAACAAUAAAAACACUGAAGAAAAACCUUCAAAAAUACCAAAACUCCAAGAAAAACCAGACAAUAGUUCAACAUUAAGUGCUCUUGUGAAAUCUGUCAAGAGUAAGACUGCACAGUUUCAACAAAACAAGAAAAAGAAAUAGUAUUUAAUUAUUAUGUAUAUUGGAUGACUCUUACAGAACAGCAUGAAGAAGAACUUCUGCUAUUAAAAUAAAAUUUAUAAAAAUUAAUAAUCAG